GGAAGUGGCGAAUUCGCCUUCAGAGAGCGUAGAAAUUUUCACCAGUGCGGACGUAGGACAAGCUCCAUCGGGCUUUUAUUUUUUUACAGACAGCACAAACUGAAAAACCAAUUGUUUGUUUAAUAUUAUUAACGGUACUGCCUUAUUUCACCACCAACCAAAAAAGAAGCUAAGCCACGGAAAAGGAUAAUCAUUUAGGGGAAUUUCUAGCCCAAAAAACAAGACACCAACGACACAAACAACAAAAGCGACCACAAAUACAUAGUAUGAAUGUCGCCUAAAUAUCAUAAUUUCGAGAUUGCACUGGUCUACUUUCUGCUGCUGAUACCAUGGCCGCCCACGAAUGUGAUCAGAAUCCUGUGCUCGCGAGAUAACAGCCGACUGGUGCGCAAGAUAGUGCGCUCCAAAUGGACUCCCAUCUUGGACAAGCAUCAGGUGAAACUUCCGCUGGAGUGCCCGCUGCAUCCGUUCCGGGAUGUCUUCGCCCCCCGACAGGAUGCCAAGCAGAGGGAUCGACCCACUCAGUGGACGUGCCGGAAAUGCGGCAAGAGCUUCUACCAGGAGAAGCACCUGGAUCUGCAUUUCGACACGCGCCACAAGAGCAUCAUCAAUGAGGCGGAGGAUGCAGUUUGCCUGGCCGACUUCUGCGACAUCAUGCGGUGCGAGGUUUUCGAGACGGAGGACGCCUCCAGCCUGAAGUUCGGGGACCAGCACAUCGUCACGGACAUCGAGGUGUGGGGCGACUCACUGGGCCAGAACUCGGCGUUGGCCAAAGCGAAUGCUGCCUACUUGAGCUUAAUACCAAGAACUUCCACAUUGGGUGCCUCGCGUGCCGCCAAAGUACAAAAUCGUCAAUUACUCCAAGACAAGCCAAGCCAGGCCAGCGGCAAGCAGGAUCAGUCGGCGGCAGGUGAGCGAACACAACCCCACUCCCACUCAUCCCGCUCCUCCCACUCCUCCCACCGAGUGCGUGCAUCCACCACAGCCAAUCCCCUUCGCCUAGAUCCAUCCCCGGAGGACGGAUCGGCGGACAGGCCGCGGUCGGCGGGCGAGAAGCUGCUCCACAAGCUCAAGGAGCUGGGCAAGGCGCACCUGAAGCCAUCGUCGUCCGGGGAUCCCGAGGCCAGCCGGCAGAACGAGACGGACGAGGAGGAGGACGACGAGGAGGGCAGUGGACAGACCGGGGGCAGUGGCCACUCCGCCGACGAGGCCAAAACGGAGGAGGGCUCGGGUGCGAAUGGGAACGGCAACAAGGCGAGGGCCAACUGCAAGCCGGAGGAGCUGAGCAAGCUGAAGAACCGCUGCGAGAUGCUCCUGAGGAGCUGCAUCGGCGGACUACUGCUGUCCAUGUCGGAUCAGGCCUUCAAAGAGAUGGAGGAUGAGAUGAACAAGGCGGUGUGCUGGUAUUUGACCUGCGACCGCUACUGGGAGGACGGCCCCCUGGAGCCACGCGCCUUUCCCUGGGGCCUCAUAGUCAUCCUGAUCUUCGUGCUGUCCACGGGGAUCUGCUUCUGUUACUACAUCAUCUGGAUACUCUUCGACUCCGAAGAGACGACAAUCAACGCGAACCACUACUACACCGGCCAGGGAGCCAUUAUCGGCGGCGGCGGGAGCAUCUACAUGCCCGGAGCAGCAGCGGGUCAUCACUACCAUGUGGACUAUGCCACGCGGCACGACCUCGACCUGGACGGCGGCGGGAUAGCUGGUCAGCAGCAGCAGGCGCAGCUGCUCCAGGAGCAGCAGUACUACUACCAGGAGCAGCAGCAGCAGCAGCGGGAUUUGUAUCCGGAGCAGGUGCAGUACCUUCGGCACAGUCCGCGGCACUACAUCGCCGAUCAGCGUCCACCAGUGGGCACACCCACCCAAGGGGCCGUGCGCAGCAGUUCCUCCAACGCCAACACGCCGUUGCACCAUCGGGUGCAGCAGCAUCACACGGUGCAGCAGCAGCAUCCCCACCACCUGCAGCACCGCCACUCGACGAGCCUGGCCUACCCACAGGACAUUUUAGACCGACGCGACUAUACAAGUAGCUCCUCAUCGCGCACCUUAGCUGGAUCAGGAUCAGGAUCAGCAUCGGCAUCGGGAGCGGGAGUGGGUGACGCCCAGCAGCGGCACUACAACACGCAUCCGCGGCCGCUGGAGACGAGGCAUCGCCACGUGGGCUCCUCGCAGCAAUCCCUUCGUGCCUCCGCCUCCACGCACGAGAUCGUGCAGCAGGAGGCGGCCAGUCUGGGCCAGAACGAGCACUACAUCUAUGUGACCUAUCCGCCGGACCUCAAGAAGCGCUACUUCGAGUGAAGGACUGGGCUGGGAAGGAGAUAGAUGGAG
Molecule: messenger RNA, 2328 nt
Organism: Drosophila takahashii
Lineage: Eukaryota; Metazoa; Arthropoda; Insecta; Diptera; Drosophilidae
Source: RefSeq, a predicted model, not a curated record